Lineus longissimus is the source of this 2501-nucleotide messenger RNA. RefSeq lists its product as uncharacterized. NCBI's taxonomy places the organism in Eukaryota, Metazoa, Nemertea, Pilidiophora, Heteronemertea, Lineidae. The transcript is spliced from 2 exons. The record is from RefSeq and is a predicted model, not a curated record. Bases 228 to 2501 code for a protein of 757 amino acids.
CUCCAGUGGAACUUGGAACCAUCUCCAGUGGAACUAUUGGAACUUCACCAUCAGUGUCUCAUUCUGUUACCAUUACAGUGCCUUAUAGAUACAUUACAAUACAGUAACUACUGAGAUCAUCGCUGUCAGUGACUUGUCUCUUGUACUUCACCUGGCAUUGCACAAGUGACUUCAGCCACUUUGGAGACUUUGUUUUCACUAAGAGUAACUUACCUAAGGUUUUCACGAUGCCAAGGUCAGAGGAAUGGUCCCAGAAAGCUUGGAAGUGGCAGAAAGAAAUACUGCAAAAUCUAAAAUGGUCAGAUGAGCGGGGUGUUUUUUACACUCUAGAGGAAUUGAUGGCAUUUGGCAUGGAAUGGCCGAAAAUGAUCAUGCCAAAAGAAGGGUGGUUGGGAGACGGAGAAAGUGCUUCAUUCUCUGCUGGCCAAGCGUUAGUUGGGCUUGGUGUGCGAAAUUUCAAGCGUAUUGCAGCAUGUCCAUGGGAGGACUGUUUCAACACUUCGAUUGCGGAAAUAGUAAAGAAAGCCACGCCAAGGUACAUAAUUCCUCUGACAACGAUGGGAGAAUUGCGACAUGCGAGUCGCGUCAAGAUUUUGCGCAUUCAAAGUGAGGAACAAGUCUACACCACAAUGGAAGAUCUGUGGAAGUUCCACCCGAGAUAUGCAAUGCCUGAUAAAACCUUUACUGCGGGGAAUGAAAUAGUGAAGAGUGGAGAAACAAUCGAAUUGAGGAGUCCUGAAAAUGGCUGCAUAACCUGCUAUUUGAAAGCGAUUGAUAAAACUGUUCCAGUCCCAAUGACGCAAAGAGGAGACUUCACCAUCGUUGAAGAUGGGACGUCUUACACAUUACAGCAGGUUUAUGAUAAUUUCAACCUUCCGCAGCGUGUGAGUUUUGAGCGCUAUUCAGCCGGGAUGUACGGAACAGAUGUCCUGCUGAUUUCUGAAACACGAUAUGAUGUCCUUAUUGCAUGUGUUACCGCCGGUCUCUACGUUGAGGACAAAGAAGAGGAGCGAACAGAACCCUGGGGGACCAGAGACGAAGAUUUCGCCGACGUCAGCUUUAUCUUCUUGCCCAGACCUAUCAGUGAGGAAAGCCCUCUCGCUGACACGAAAUUCCUCACGUGGCUGUAUGACCCAAACGACCCAACAUGUCAAGUUAUCAUGUCGCGGGCCAGUGUGUUUGAAUUGGACCGGUUUAAGGAUAUGAAUGUGGCGAUAAACGCUAAUUCUGCGUCUAUCCCAGCUGUCAUGGAAUACAGUUCUAUAAAGAUUUAUGACUAUAUCAAGGUACAUGACUUUACUGGAGACAAUUCGGUAUCGCCCCCCAGGGGCAGUUCAACAGCAGCGCCUGCAGUAUCAGUUGGGUCACCCUCAACAUCUUGGCUACAUUCAGGUGGUGCCACAAAGGUCACAGACCCCUUCAGUGAGGAGCCAAACCGCAGGCCUAAACCCGAACCUUUGUACAAAAUGUUCAAACAUGGACUACAAAAGAUCAAGUCCCCCGUGCUAACAUUGAAGCGCAAUAAAGGUGUAUCCGAUGCAAGCAGUGACAAGCCAGAAGAGCCACAGGAAGUUUUCCAUAACAUUCCACGAGUAGAUUAUUCCAAUAUUAAGACCCAAGACCGACGCCCAAGAAAGGGGUCACUCCCUCUAUUGCUAAAUGACGGAUCUGACCGCUCAGAAGAUGAUGGGGUCCAGGCGACAUAUAGGAAAAUUCGGGCCGAAAACAAAUCUAUGGAGAGGGGCAGACUACCACUGCCAGGAGAAGUAAAGAAGAGAGAUCAACAAACUGUUCAGCCUUUUCCUUUAUCAAAACUUCCACCAGAAAACAUGUAUGACCAGAAGACGAGAAAGAAGGAAAAAGAUGUCAUUGCAAAACUUGGUCCCUUCAGUGAGGAAACAGCCAUCAAGCCAAAACCAGAAUCUUCGUACAAAAUGUUCAAACAUAGGCUACAAAAGAUCAAGUCCCCCUUGCCAAAAUUGAAGCGCAAUAAAGGUGUAUCCUCUGCAAGCAGUGACAAGCCAGAAGAGCCAGAAGAAGUUUUCCAUAACAUUCCACGAGUAGAUUAUUCCAAUAUGAAGACCCAAGCCCGACGCCCAAGAAAGGGGUCACUCCCUCUAUUGCUAAAUGACGGAUCUGACCGCUCAGAAGAUGAUGGGGUCCAGGCGACAUAUAGGAAAAUUCGGGUCGAAAACAAAUCUAUGGAGAGGGGCAGACUACCACUGCCAGGAGAAGUAAAGAAGAGAGAUCAACAAACUGUUCAGCCUUUUCCUUUAUCAAAACUUCCACCAGAAAACAUGUAUGACCAGAAGACGAGAAAGAAGGAAAAAGAUGUCAUUGCAAAACAUGGGCCAAGACCAUCUCUCCCUCCUAAACCAGUUCGAGUGCAUAAUGCGGUCCAAGGUCAAAGAUCUGUAGUCCAAGGUCAAGUUGCUGUAAUUAAAGGUCAAAUUGCAGUGGGUCAAGGCCAAUCAGUCAAGGCCAAUCAACUUCGACCCUAG